Molecule: messenger RNA, 1332 nt
Organism: Diplodia corticola
Lineage: Eukaryota; Fungi; Ascomycota; Dothideomycetes; Botryosphaeriales; Botryosphaeriaceae
Product: aspartic endopeptidase
Exons: 3
Coding region: 1-1332 (443 amino acids)
Biological process (GO): proteolysis
Molecular function (GO): aspartic-type endopeptidase activity
Source: RefSeq, a predicted model, not a curated record
AUGGCGACCCGGAGCUUCACCCGCAUCCCCGUCAUCACGAACAAGAACUACAAGGCCAGCGGCUUGAAGUCGUACGCCUACGCUCUGCACAAGUACGGCAUCGGCCCCACCAGAGAGGGCCCCUACCUCGCCGUCAACAAGAUCCACCAGCAAGGCAAGUUUGGCCAUGCCAAGGCUCUGGGCGGCCAUGCCCGCGUGCAGAAGCACGUGCUGCAGAAGAAGGCCGCUGCCGACAGCAGCGAGACGGGCGACGUGCCGGCCGAGGACAUCCAGAAUGACUCGCUCUACCUGUGUGAGGUGGGCAUUGGCACACCCGCCCAGACCCUGAAGCUGGACUUCGACACCGGCUCGGCCGACCUGUGGGUGUGGUCGACGGAGCUGCCCGCCAACGUGCAGUCGACGGGCAAGUCGUCCGGCCACGCCGUCUUCGACCCGUCCAAGUCAAGCACCUACAAGAAGUCCGGCAGCAGCACCUGGCAGAUCCAGUACGGCGACUCGUCGUCGGCCUCGGGCGAGGUCGGCACCGACGACGUCACCCUGGGCGGCCUGAAGGUCGAGGGCCAGGCCAUCGAGCUGGCGAGCAAGCUGUCGGACCAGUUCGUGCAGGGCGCCGGCGACGGCCUGCUCGGCCUGGCCUGGGGCAGCAUCAACACGGUCAAGCCCGAGCCCGUCAAGACGCCCGUCGAGAACAUGAUCGACCAGCAGGACAUCCCCAAGGACGCCGAGCUCUUCACCGCCUACCUGGGCAGCACCAAGGACACCAACGAGGCCGACAAGGGCGAGUCCUUCUACACCUUCGGCUACAUCGACCAAGACGUUCUCAAGGCCGCCGGCGUCGACGCCCCCUUCUACGUCGACAUCGACAACUCGCAGGGCUUCUGGCAGUUCACCAGCGCCUCGGCCUCGGUCAACGGCACCUCCAUCACGCGCUCCGGCAACACCGCCAUCGCCGACACGGGCACCACCCUCGCCCUCGUCGCCGACGACGUCGUCGACGCCAUCUACAAGGCCAUCCCCGGCGCCAAGUACGACAGCCAGAACCAGGGCUACGUCUUCCCCAGCUCCGUCACCGCCGACCAGCUGCCCACCGUCGAGUUCGCCGUUGGCGACCAGCUGUUCACCGUCCAGAAGGAGGAUUUGGCCUUUGCCGACGCCGGAAGUGGCAUGGUCUACGGCGGCAUCCAGAGCCGCGGCGACAUGACGUUUGACAUUCUCGGCGACACCUUUUUGAAGGGCAUCUAUGCCAUCUUCGACCAGGGCAACAAGCGCUUCGGUGCCGUGCAGCGCAAGGAGAAGGAACAGAACGUCUCUGUGCCUUCGAGCUCUUCGUAA